AUGAGUUCUAACAACCAAAAGCAACCUUCAACUUCUACUUCUUCUUCGUACACCAGUUUCUCGGCAAAUGAGUCAAUGAAGAAUUUGUCAAUAUCCGAAGACCCUUCCUCAAAAGAAGUGGUUUCCCAAGACCAUAAGAUUGUCGAUAAUAUCCCUUUCGGUCUGGGAUAUGCUGCUUCAGCAAAGGCCUCCAUUAAUGGACAUUCACAUCAAGCAUCUUCUUCAUCAUCUACUGGUGAUUACAAUAACUCACCAAAGUCCCAAGGCCAAGUGGAUACCAGAUUUUUACAAUCUCCUUUGGCAACCAGACCGGCCUCUCCUUACACUCUUAACCCUCCUGUCGACAGCGAUGGGUUAUCCUGGCCAUCGGUUGGGGCACAUGCCAGAAUUGCCGAAUCCGAAGAAGAAAACACCCAACGUGAGCUCAGAAUCGCCGAAGCGGUCAAGACCAUCCUCACAGAAUUGGGGGAAGACGUCACCAGAGAAGGAUUAUUGGAAACUCCUGAACGUUACGCCAGAGCCAUGUUAUAUUUCACUAAAGGUUACCAAGACAACAUUAGAGAUGUUAUUAAAAGAGCGGUGUUCGAAGAAGACCAUGACGAAAUGGUGAUUGUUAGAGACAUUGAAAUCUACUCAUUAUGCGAACAUCACUUGGUGCCAUUCUUUGGUAAGUGUCACAUUGGGUACAUUCCAAAUAAAAAAGUGUUGGGAUUGUCCAAAUUGGCAAGAUUGGCCGAGAUGUACAGUAGAAGAUUCCAAGUCCAAGAAAGAUUGACCAAGCAAAUUGCAAUGUGUUUAUCGGAUAUUUUGAAACCAAUGGGUGUGGCAGUGGUGAUUGAAUGUGCUCACAUGUGUAUGGUUAGCAGAGGAGUUCAAAAAACUGGUAGUUCAACAGUCACCAGUUGCAUGUUGGGAUGCUUUAGAACUCAGCAAAAAACAAGAGAAGAAUUUUUGGGAUUAUUGGGUAGACGUUAG
Messenger RNA from Saccharomycopsis crataegensis, 975 nucleotides. RefSeq names its product GTP cyclohydrolase I (gene FOL2). NCBI's taxonomy places the organism in Eukaryota, Fungi, Ascomycota, Saccharomycetes, Ascoideales, Saccharomycopsidaceae. Bases 1 to 975 code for a protein of 324 amino acids. The transcript has a single exon. Gene Ontology annotation, cellular component: cytoplasm. The record is from RefSeq and is a predicted model, not a curated record. Gene Ontology annotation, biological process: tetrahydrobiopterin biosynthetic process; tetrahydrofolate biosynthetic process. Gene Ontology annotation, molecular function: GTP cyclohydrolase I activity; GTP binding; zinc ion binding.